AUGGAGCCUGGUGACGCGGCGCGCCUCGGCCCGGGGCGGGCGGCCCGGGCGCUGCCAACGCGGCUGCUGCUGAUGCCGCUGCUCCUGCUGCUGCUGGGUCGGGGGCUGCGCGGGGCGGCCGCGGCCUCCUCCUCUGGGGCGGCGGCUGAGGACAGCAGCGCCAUGGAGGAGCUCGCCACGGAGAAGGAGGCAGAGGAGAGCCACCGGCAGGACAGCGUGAGCCUGCUCACCUUCAUCCUGCUGCUCACGCUCACCAUCCUCACCAUCUGGCUUUUCAAGCACCGCCGGGUUCGCUUCCUGCACGAGACCGGGCUGGCCAUGAUCUACGGACUCAUCGUCGGGGUGAUCCUGAGGUAUGGCACCACUGCCACCAGUGGUCAUGACAAGUCACUCAGCUGCACUCAGGAAGACAGGGCCUUCAGCACCUUAUUAGUGAAUGUCAGUGGGAAGUUCUUUGAAUACACCCUGAAAGGAGAAAUCAGCCCUGGCAAGGUCAACAGUGUAGAGCAGAACGACAUGCUGAGGAAGGUAACAUUUGAUCCAGAGGUCUUUUUCAACAUUCUGCUGCCUCCAAUUAUUUUCCAUGCUGGGUACAGUUUAAAGAAGAGACACUUUUUCAGAAAUCUUGGGUCUAUUCUGGCCUAUGCCUUCUUGGGGACUGCUGUUUCCUGCUUCAUUAUUGGAAAUCUCAUGUAUGGUGUGGUGAAGCUCAUGAAGAUUGUGGGGCAGCUCUCGGAUAAAUUUUACUACACGGAUUGCCUCUUUUUCGGAGCAAUUAUCUCUGCUACUGACCCAGUGACCGUACUGGCGAUAUUUAAUGAAUUGCAUGCAGACGUGGACCUUUAUGCACUUCUGUUUGGAGAAAGUGUCCUAAAUGAUGCUGUUGCCAUUGUACUGUCCUCGUCUAUUGUUGCCUACCAGCCAGCAGGGCUGAACACUCACGCCUUUGAUGCUGCUGCCUUUUUUAAAUCAGUUGGCAUUUUUCUAGGUAUAUUUAGUGGCUCUUUUACCAUGGGAGCUGUGACUGGUGUCGUGACUGCUCUAGUGACCAAGUUCACCAAGCUGCACUGCUUUCCCCUGCUGGAGACUGCACUCUUCUUUUUGAUGUCGUGGAGCACGUUCCUCCUGGCGGAAGCUUGUGGGUUCACAGGUGUGGUAGCUGUCCUUUUCUGUGGAAUCACACAAGCUCAUUACACCUACAACAAUCUGUCAGUGGAAUCCAGAAGCCGAACGAAGCAGCUCUUUGAAGUAUUACACUUCCUGGCAGAGAACUUCAUCUUCUCCUACAUGGGCCUGGCACUGUUUACCUUCCAGAAGCACGUUUUCAGCCCUGUUUUCAUCAUUGGAGCUUUUGUUGCCAUCUUCUUGGGGAGAGCCGCCCACAUCUACCCACUUUCCUUCUUCCUCAACUUGGGCAGAAGGCACAAGAUUGGCUGGAAUUUUCAACACAUGAUGAUGUUUUCAGGCCUCAGGGGAGCAAUGGCAUUUGCACUGGCCAUCCGAGACACAGCAUCCUACGCACGCCAGAUGAUGUUCACGACCACUCUCCUCAUCGUCUUCUUCACUGUCUGGAUCAUUGGUGGAGGCACGACGCCCAUGUUGUCAUGGCUUAAUAUAAGAGUUGGCAUCGAGGAGCCCUCCGAAGAGGACCAGAACGAACACCGCUGGCAGUACUUCAGAGUUGGUGUCGACCCAGACCAAGACCCACCACCCAACAACAACAGCUUCCAAGUCUUACAAGGGGAUGGUUCAGAUUCUGCCAGAGGAAACCGAACAAAGCAGGAGAGUGCAUGGCUAUUCAGGCUGUGGUACAGCUUUGAUCACAAUUACCUGAAACCCAUCCUCACGCACAGUGGCCCCCCAUUAACCACCACCCUCCCAGCCUGGUGUGGUUUGCUCGCUCAGUGUCUAACCAGUCCCCAGGUAUAUGAGAACCAAGAGCCACUGAGAGAGGAAGACUCUGAUUUCAUCCUGACCGAGGGUGACCUCACCUUGACCUUCGGGGAUAGCACAGUGACUGCGAACGGCUCCUCAGGUUCCCACACGGCCUCCAUGAGCCUCGAGGGUGGUCGGAGAAUGAAGAGCAGCUCUGAGGAGGUGCUGGAACGAGACCUGGGAAUGGGAGACCAAAAGGUUUCCAGCCGGGGCACCCGCCUAGUGUUCCCCCUGGAGGAUAGUGUGCGCCUUCCCGCCCAGAGCCCUGAGUGA
Budorcas taxicolor (takin) is the source of this 2208-nucleotide messenger RNA. RefSeq names its product solute carrier family 9 member A7 (gene SLC9A7). Gene Ontology annotation, biological process: sodium ion transport; regulation of pH; proton transmembrane transport. Gene Ontology annotation, cellular component: membrane; recycling endosome. Lineage: Eukaryota; Metazoa; Chordata; Mammalia; Artiodactyla; Bovidae. Gene Ontology annotation, molecular function: sodium:proton antiporter activity. The coding region runs from base 1 to 2208 and encodes 735 amino acids. The transcript has 17 exons. The record is from RefSeq and is a predicted model, not a curated record.